This is a messenger RNA of Nezara viridula (southern green stink bug), 1083 nucleotides long. The record is from the annotation of a GenBank genome assembly. NCBI's taxonomy places the organism in Eukaryota, Metazoa, Arthropoda, Insecta, Hemiptera, Pentatomidae.
CCACGUUCCACAAACUGGAUCACAUAAAAAAAAUCUCUUGAUGCCAUUGUUUAUAUGAAGUAAGAAAGACCAAAAUUUUUAGGCGAUUAUAACAAGAUUCACAUUCAAUCUCCAAGCCGAAGGCUGAAAUGAGAUACAGAAACGUGAUAUUGGUAUGGGCGAUCGUCACCUUACGUUUUGUCCAGAUAAAAACCCAAGAUGAAAGUGAUACGAAGAAACCAGAUAAAGAUGAACUAAAUAAGCCAAAGGAAGGUGAACCGGAGAAGCCAGAAGAAACCGGAAUUCUCAAGCUAGAAGGCGAUCUAAACAAACCAGAGGAAACCGUAGUGCAGAAGAUAGAGGACGGUGAACUAGACAAGCCAGAGGAAACUGUAAUGCGCAACCUAGAGGAAGGUGAACCUAAGAUGCCAGAAGAAUCGAACGGUCCCGAUGAAAUCGAAAAGGCAAAACCGACCUACAGAACUUUUACAGACCUGAAGAAUAUAUUAUCAUCUUUGGGUAGGACCGCGACGGCGAUCAAACAUCCAAUCAAGGGUUUGGCUGAUAUGUCCAAGACAGCCUUCAAUUCUAUCAUAAGUACCAACUCUCAUCUACUCGAAGGAGGCAUAGAUGUAAUUAAGAUAGGAGUUGACGGUGUAGCAUCAAAUAUAAUCGGAUUGGUGCCAGAUUUAGCCCCGUUGGUUCUGAAUGCAAGAGAAACGAUACAUAAUACAGCAGACAUAGCAAACCUGGCCGGCCAGACCAUCCUGACCGCCCACAAUUACGUCUUCAACAGGACGGCCGACGCCAUACACGACGGGACAGUAUUUGCGGCAGAUUACAUAGAGAAGAAGUUGAGCCCUCCUGCCCCUCCCCCCACUCCGUGCACCCUCCCGGAUUGUCCGCUCCCACCACCGCCCCCUCCAUAUCAGCCGAGUUUACAGGAUUUAAUAAAAAGAAUGUCCGCACACCACUCACAUGAAUGAAACUCAAGAAAUCUGUCAAUGGAUAUUAAAAACUCCAUUAAUGUUUGUAUAAUUGAAAUAAAAAUAAUGUUUAUUUAACUUUCUUUACCCUGUACUAUUCGCACCUUCCAUAAUAUGG